UUUUUUUUUUUUUUUCCCUAUCACCGUGGCCCCCAUUCUUCAUCCUCCCUCCCCCAGUGGCCGAUCGCGCAGGCAAUGGGGGAUGCCUCCUCUGUCGGCUUACACUCCCUUUGAAUCCCUUCUCUUCUUUCAAUCCCUCGCCGUCCUAGACACACGACCAGCCAAUUUCAUCUCCAUCUCCGACCUCCUGCGCAACAACCAGUUCGUUCGCGACAAUGUUGCUUUCGACGCCCAUAGGCUCUCUCCGGAGGCCCUGGAGGACCUGUAUACGACGUUGAUGCGCGAUGGCGUUGAAUCGACUGGCGUUGUCGCAACCCUCGAACCGAAUGGCCAUCGCGUGGAGCCCACCAGCCCUAGUAAUCCCAAGAAGCGCAAGAUCUCGAGCCCUCGACCUGAAGGGUUGUCGGAGAAGACUUUGAAUAAUACUGGGUUCGUUCCGGGGUUGGUCGGGCAUUUAUAUGCCAGAUACAAGGAGUUGGUUACGAAGGAGAUUAGAAACGAAGAGAAGCGAUUUAAGGAAAUCAGAGACGAGAUCGAGCGAUUACAGAAGGAGGACCGCGAAGGUUCUGCAGUGAAAACUGUAGAGCCAACGCCUACACCGGUCUCGGUUUACCCUGCUAAGCGUGAGCCUGUACCGGAACCGAUGGAUUUGGACACGAAUGAGAACCAGGUGGAGCGGCAGCCUCCUAAACAGGUCCCUGUUCAACCUGUGUCGAGUUCUGCGGCAAUACAACCUCAGUUGAAACCCCAGGGCAUGGAUUUGAAUAAUACCAAACAGCUACCAACACAGCCUGUUCAACAGCAACAGCAACAACCUACACAACCGCAAAAGGCCCCUACCAAGAUGUUACAGCCCCAACCCCAACCACAAAUACUGCAGCAGAAACCACAGCCAAUACCGCUAUCGCCGCUUCAAGCACAACCAGCACUUCGUCCUCAACCAACUCAACCAGCAACGCCAGCCAAUGGGAACGCGAUUUCAACACCUCAGCAACCAAAAAUAGCUCCUCGAAACGCCCCGGUGCAACAAGGAGCUAUUGGUGUCCCGCCUAUCCAGUCCCAGAAACUGCCACCUACUGCGCCGGCCCUUGGUCCCAGCCUAGCUCCUCCCUCAGUAGGCACACCCUUACAGAGUCAACAGCCUAUCAAUAUACCGGUUACCUCUGCCACCGCGCCGAAAGCUUCUCCGAGUGCGAAGACCGUAGCAAAGAAGGCCAAUGCUGCACCUCCACCGACAGCCCAGCGUCUCCCUCCACAGGCAAGUUUUCAGCAAUGGUCGUUGAACGAGCCUCAAACACCUCAAGCCCCUCCCUCGUUUCUAGUUCCGCAACUAGGAAGUCAUGCUCGGUCUGCUCAAUCCACGUUUCCUCAGCAGGUUCUGAAGCCCGAGAAUAAGGCUCCACAAGGCGCUCAACUUGUGGCGGUUCCGUCUACACCGCAACCAACACCCUCGGCGUUUCCGGUUUCAACGCCUCUUGGUCCUGUUUCUGGGUAUCAAACACCCAUAGGUGUGCCUCAGGGCCCUCCAGUCACAGGGCAAGGGGUCUCACGGCCGCCGCGCCUAUCUAUUGAGACACCUGGUUCUCUCACCCCUUGGAAACAAACCCCGCGUCUGACCUUGCUACAUUCCCCUGGAUCGCCCGAUCGACCUCGACCGGAAGAUGUAAGUCCUAUUAGCGAGAGAGCUUCAUCGCCGUUCGGAUCGCGCGAGGGCACCCCGGAAGAGCCCGGACCACGCCGGCGAAAGCGACGGAAUGAAGGAAAGGGCCUAGGACGGGGUAGAGAAAAGGCCGCAGAUAUCGAUCAGAAAGGCGAAUCGAAGAAGAAAGGAGAGAAGGCGACGGGACAAACUGGAAAGAAACGCGAUAGAAGUACCACUUCGUCAAGGAGUCGAGGACGGUCAGUCGUAUCUCGAGAAGAAGAAUCUGCCACUGAGUCGGGAAAUAUUAAGCAUGAAAUGCCCGGAACUCCAGCUGGAAUUGUAGAUGCCGAACCCGAACGGACUUCUGCAGGACGAAAAGCUGCCCCAACUUGGGAAGAACGACCCGGCCGAGGGCGACCAAAACGCAAACGCGCUGUUAGUGAGGCCCCAGAGCCGGAACCGCCCCAAGCGGAGCCCAGCCAGAUGGGCCGCGUCGAUCCGAAUCAAUCCACGCCGUAUGUAUUGUGCACGCGUAACUUCCCAAGAACUGGUGCUCCAAUAAUGAAUGAUGUAACGACUCACAAGCACGCAUCUAUCUUCACGAAGCCACUGACAGAACGCGAUGCGCCUGGGUAUCGAGAUCUCAUCUACCGACCGCAGGACCUAAAAUCCAUCAAGUCCUCCAUCCAUCAGGGCAGCAAGGCUUUGACUGCCGCGACAGAGGCCGCAAACACACCUGUUGCGGAUGGCGAAUCCCCGGCCCCCAACGUAGGUACACCUUCGAAGAACGCUGUCAUGAUGUUGCAGAAAACGGAGGAUGUCAUUCCGCCCAGAGCAAUUGUCAAUUCCGCGCAGCUGGAGAAGGAAUUGAUCCGCAUGUUCGCUAAUGCGGUCAUGUUCAAUCCUGUUCCUCAACGUGGGUUUGGUCCCGCCUUCCCGAUGAUUGGAGACACGGAAUCUAGACGAUCCUAUGCUCCUGAGCCCGAGGAGGGAGGAAUCAUCAAAGACACACUGGAAAUGUUCGAGGACGUGGAGCAGGCGGUCACUCGGUGGCGGGCUGCUGAACGCACCGCAGACGAGCUGGCCACCAAGAGCAUUCUAUCUCUUCGAAGAGGUAGUGCCAGCGAUCCUAACACGGACAGUGCCGAUGACUUUAAGGGAUGAUGAUGAAAUGAGAUGCUCACUGCUGUGAUGAAUGAAAGAAUACUGCUAUGUAAUAUUAAAAUGAAGGAAAAGCUUUUUCCAAGAAUUAUUUUCCAAGUCUAUUUUUGGUCUGUUCUUGGGGUCAUAUACUUCGUAUCUGUAAGUACACUGUACU
This is a messenger RNA of Aspergillus ochraceoroseus IBT 24754, 2960 nucleotides long. RefSeq lists its product as uncharacterized. Gene Ontology annotation, cellular component: NuA4 histone acetyltransferase complex. Gene Ontology annotation, molecular function: protein binding. Bases 83 to 2806 code for a protein of 907 amino acids. The transcript has a single exon. Lineage: Eukaryota; Fungi; Ascomycota; Eurotiomycetes; Eurotiales; Aspergillaceae. The record is from RefSeq and is a predicted model, not a curated record.